Molecule: messenger RNA, 6607 nt
Organism: Hypanus sabinus (Atlantic stingray)
Lineage: Eukaryota; Metazoa; Chordata; Chondrichthyes; Myliobatiformes; Dasyatidae
Gene: cracr2aa
Product: calcium release activated channel regulator 2Aa
Exons: 18
Coding region: 1-2121 (706 amino acids)
Molecular function (GO): calcium ion binding; GTP binding; GTPase activity
Source: RefSeq, a predicted model, not a curated record
AUGGCAGCUUUUGCCAAAGUUCCCUUGGGAGAGACAACAAUUGAAGAUGAAGACAGUGUUUCGGCGGUUGACUGGAAGAGGGCUGAAGUGGAUCUGACAAAGAAAGCUCAGGAAUUUUUCUUGAUCUGUGACCGAGAAUGCAAGGGCUUUAUUAACCAAAGAGAUUUGGAGUACCUUCAGGCAGAGGUAUCGCUCAGUGCAGAGCAGUUGAAGGAUGUGUUUGAUGCAUUGGAUACAGACGGGAAUGGAAAGCUUACAGUGGAGGAAUUUACUACAGGAUUUAGUCAAUUUCUGCUUAAAGAAAAGAUUUUUGUAAGCAAGGUAAAUUCAGUCCAGGAUCAAAAUGAAGGGCUAAAUUGGGAUCCAUCAGAAAAACGGUUGAUGAUGAUGGACAAUGAUGAAGAACAUUGCUUUCAGAUGCUAAUAGACAACCUGGGAGAGAAGAAUCUGUUCAAAGGUCAAGAGGACGUACGAAUCCUUUGGUUACAACUUCGGAAAGAUGAGCCGCAGUUGCUCAGUAAUUUUGAAGCACUUCUGGGAAAAAUUUCCAUCCAGAUACAAGAGGCAAGCAAGGAAAAGGAAAUGAUGGAGUUUGCUCUAAAAAGAAAGGAGACAGAAUACUUUGAAGAAAUUAAACACCUCUAUGAUGAAACAGAGCAACAGAUUCAAAGGGAAAAAGAGAGAAUAUUUGACAAAGGUAUGGAUUUGAAGUCUCGAUGUCAAGAGCUAGAAGAGGUGCUUAGGGUUAAAGAGCGAGAACAGGAGCAACUCUCACAAAGCCACAAGCGGUUGGAGAGGGAGUUUGGAGAACUGGUCUGUGAAAAGCAAGAAUGCAAGAUGGAGAAUCAGAGAUUAAAAAGGACCACAGAGGAUUUGGAGAAAUCUCUCCAAAAAGCAAACAAUGACCUACUGGAUGCUCAACUUCAGAUACAGGCGCUACAGCAAAGAUCAUCACAACUCCAGGAGGAACAGGAAAUGGAGCUCUAUCGUGUUACUGAGAGCAUGGAAAGAGAGAAGCUAAGCCUUUGUAAGCAGUUGGAUCUCCUGAGAGAAAUGAACAAACACCUUCGAGAUGAACAAGAUAUGUCCAAUCUCAAGAAACCAUUCAAGUAUGGAUCAGGGAAGCAAAGAGCUGUUCGUGCUGCUGGUCAAUGUGUGGAGAACAAGCUGUGUUCAGACAGGCAGGACAUUGGCAAUUCAAAGCUAUCAUUGAACAAUUUGUGGCAAGCUAAUAGACUGAGCCAUAUCAGAAAAGGAAUGGAAAAGGAAUCUCCACCAGCAGAGCAACGGUACUUGCAGAGAAUUAUUUCAAUUGAAGAGGAUCCACUACCAUACCUUCUUGAAGCACAUUCAGCAACUCCAUUACAUAACUGGGUUGAGCUAAAAGAGGAGGAAGGUCAUAAAGAGCAAAGCCAAGAUGUAGCAGAGGCUCCUUCACUGCCAAGCAGCCAAACAGUACGGCCAGCACCAUUGGGACAAGACAGAGAAAUAUUCUCCAACCCCGACCGUUUAUUCAAAAUAAUUUUGGUUGGUAAUUCCAGUGUGGGGAAAAGCUCUGUGUUGAGAAGAUUUUGUGAUGAUGGUUUUUAUCCUGGAAUCUGUGCAACUGUUGGUAUCGAUUACUGUGUGAGGACGGUGAACGUUGAUGAUAGUCUGCUGGCUCUCCAAUUGUGGGACACUGCCGGGCAGGAACGGUUUCAUAGUAUUACAAAGCAGUUCCUCCGCAAGGUUGAUGGAGUUGUCCUGGUCUAUGACAUCACAGCAGCAGCCAGCUUCAUUGCAGUGCAGAACUGGAUGCAGAGUGUUCAGGAAGAAGCUGGUCCUGAAGUUUUAAUCCUUUUGUUGGCCAAUAAGACUGAUCUGGAAAGUGGACGCCAAGUUUCUACAAAAGAAGGGCAGCAGGUGGCAAUGAAAUCCGUGAAAAUAGAAGAGCACCCCAAAGAAUCAGUGACGGAAUCCAAUAUGAUCUUCUAUGAAUGCAGUGCCUUCACUGGUGCCAACAUCACUGAAGCUAUCAUGCACUUGGCAAGACUUUUGAAGGAGCUGGAAGAUAAAAAAAAGGAAAAGUUUGUUGAACUCAGUAUAAACUCACCUCAACAGAAAUCUUGCUGUUCCAAAUAAUAGAAAGUGAAUCGUGUGAUGAGAGAUGUUGGGGGAAGGUAUUGUAUCUUCAGAAGUGUCUACUUGCGCUGUAGAGGUUGUGUGAGUUAGAAACAACCAUCCUGAGUAGAUUUACUGGCUGGUAGUUUUUCUAGUUACUAUUUGAAAUGUUGCUGAACGUUGGGUACAUAUGGGGAUUCCAUGCAUGUUAAAUCCCUUGUGAUCAAACUAUGGCUGCAGGUGAUCAAAUAUCAGUACAUUCUAGGCAGCUACUACUGUUUGGAAAACUGACUUGCCUUGCAUGUCUCCUUUAAACAUGACUUCCUCUCCUGAAACUUCUGCCGUCUAGUAUUUGGCACUUCCAAUAUUAGAAAAAUAUCAAUCCUAUCUGAUAACUUUAUAAACUUCUAUCAGAAUGACCUUCAGCCUGUGCCAUUUGAGAGAAAACAGUCCAAAUCUGUCCAACCUAUCUUAGAGCUAAUACACUCCAAUCCAAGGCCACCCUUCCUUCCUACCAAAGGGCAGCCCUUCUCCCCUUUGUACUUCAGUUGUCCCAUGCUACCCUCUUGUUUAUAAUAUAUGCAUCAAAUGUCUUUGUGUGUAUUCCUUAAUUGUACUCAUCAAGGAUAUUUUAUGGCCACUUUUUGAUCAUUUAAAUUCUCAGUGGGAGAUGUUUCCUAAUUCCUUUGUAUUUCUAUGAGACUUGUUUGAUUUCAGCUUCCUACACCUUACAUAUGACUAAAUUUUCUUUUUGUCUAAAUUUAUAUAAUCUCUUAUCAUUACGAGUUCCUAAACCUGAAGUAUCAUGUACAGUUGCCAUUCUUUACUCUUUCAUGAAACAUACUUGUCCUGAAUACUCACCCCCACCUUACUGCCUUCCCUCUCCACCCCAUCUUCCCUCUUACCCCCACUUUGGACUUAAGUUCAGGGUGAAAUAUUUUAGGGGAAUCUGAAAGGGAAUUCUUCACUCAGAGAUUGGUGGGAGUGUGGAAUGAGCUGCCACUGGAAGUGGUGGAUGUGGGUUUGAUUUAGACACUAAAGAGAAAUUUGGAUGGUGACAUGGAUGGGAGGUGUAUGGAGGCUAUGGUGCAGGUAGUUGGAAAUAGGCAGUGAAAGCAAAACAGGCCGGCAUUGACUAGAAGGGCCGAAGGGCCUGUUUCCGUGCUGCUUGGCUCUGUAACUCUAAUUAGGUCAGCUGAACUUAUAAAUGAUUCACAUAUGCCAGAUGUGGACUUGCCCAAUAACAGCUGCUCUCAUCCUACUCUCCUUAGCUCCUGCCUAAUAACAUAGUAAUUUAUCUUCCCCAAAUUUAUCACUUUACCAUUCCAGGUCCAAGCUUCUCUUUCUUCAUAUUUAUUUCAGAACAUAAGGAAUUGUGAUCACUAUUUCCAAAGUACUCUCCCACUGAAACAGUCUUGUUUCCCUAAACAAGAUCUAGUAUGGCUUCCUCCUCUAGUUGGACUAUCCAUGUUUUGUUUCAAAAUACCUUUAUAGAUGCACCUUACAAAUUCUAUCCCAACUAAGCUUGCAUUGAGUUGCAGUCAAUAUUGGGGAAGUUAAACUGCAACAACUCUGUUAUGUUUCCAUGAUCUGCCCAAGUCUCUGUUUCUCUAUUUCCCAUUGGCUAUUGAUAGAUCUAUUGUGCAAUGCCAUCAGAGUGAUUGUACCUGUCUUGGUUUGUUUAGCUCUACCACAUUGCAUUAGGUAAAACACUAUUAAAACAUACAGGAUACUUUUCUUUGCUCACCAUGGGAACAAUUUCAGAGUUGGAAAGUAACACUAGGACUAUAUGCAGCACUAGACAGACCACAACUGAAGUAUCAUGUACAGUUCUAGUCACGGCUUUGUGGAAAAGAUAUAACUGCACUGCAGGGGGUGUAAAAGAGAUUCACCAGGAUGUUGCCAGGACUAGAAAACUGUGUUUAUGGGAAAAGUUGAGAUUCUUUUCUUUGGAACUAAAGGGAUAUUAUUUCGUUAUCUAUAGUAUUAGGGGCACAAUGGUUUUCCAUUGUUUAAAAAGGGUUCUAAGAGUAAACCUAGUAAUUAUAGGCCUGUAAGUUUGAUGUCAGUGGUGGGUAAAUUAAUGGAAAGUAUUCUUAGUGAUGGUAUAUAUAAUUAUCUGGAUAGACAGGGUCUGGUUAGGAACAGUCAACAUGGAUUUGUGUGUGGAAGGUCAUGUUUGACAAAUGUUGAAUUUUUUGAAGAGGUUACCAGAAAGUUGAUGAGGGUAAAGCAGUGGAUGUUGUCUAUAUGGACUUCAGUAAGGCCUUUGACAAGGUUCCACAUGGAAAGUUAAUUAGGAAAGGUUCAAUCUUUAGGUGUUAAUAUUGAAUUAGUAAAAUGGAUUCAACAGUGGCUGGAUGGGAGAUGCCAGAGAGUAGUGGUGGAUAACUGUUUGUCAUGUUGGAGGCUGGUGACUAGUGGUGUGCCUCAGGGAUCUGUACUGGGUCCAAUGUUGUUUGUCAUACACACUAAUGAUUUGGAUGAUGGGGUGGUAAAUUGGAUUAGUAAGUAUGCAGAUGAUACUAAGAUAGGUGGCGUUGUGGAUAAUGAAGUAGGUUUUCAAAGCUUGCAGAGAGAUUUAGGCCAGUUAGAAGAGUGAGCUGAAAGAUGGCAGAUGGAGUUUAAUGCUGAUAAGUGUGAGGUGCUACAUUUUGGUAGGACUAAUCAAAAUAGGACAUACAUGGUAAAUGGUAGGGCAUUGGAGAAUGUAGUAGAACAGAGUGAUUUAGGAAUAAUAGUGCAUAGUUCCGUGAAGGUGGAUCUCAUGUGGAUAGGGUGGUGAAGAAAGCUUUUGGUAUGCUGGCCUUUAUAAAUCAGAGCAUUGAGUAUAGGAGUUGGGAUGUAAUGUUAAAAUUGUACAAGGCAUUGGUAAGGCCGAAUUUGGAGUAUUGUGUACAGUUCUGGUCACUGAAUUAUAAGAAAGAUAUCAACAAAAUAGAGAGAGUACAGAGAAGAUUUACUAGAAUGUUACCUGGGUUUCAGCACCUAAGUUACAGGGAAAGGCUGAAUAAGUUAGGUCUUUAUUCUUUGGAGCGUAGAAGGUUGAGGGGAAUCUUGAGAGAGGCAUUUAAAAUUAUGAGGGGGAUAGAUAGAGUUGAUGUUGAUAGGCUUUUUUCAUUGAGAGUAGGGGAGAUUCAAACAAGAGGACAUGAGUUGAGAGUUAGGGGGCAAAAGUUUAGGGGUAACACAAGGGGGAGUUUCUUUACUUAGAGAGUGGUAGCUGUGUGGAACGAGCUUCCAGUAGAAGUGGUAGAGGCAGGUUCGAUUUUGUCAUUUAAAAAAAAAUUGGAUAGGUAUAUGGACAGGAAAGGAAUGGGGAGUUAUGGGCUGAGUGCAGGUCAGUGGGACUAGGUGAGAGUAAGUGUUCGGCGCAGACUAGAAGGGCUGAGAUGGCCUGUUUCCGUGCUGUAAUGGUUGUAUGGUAGAUUAGCAGUUAGCACAAUGUUAUUACAGCUCAGAGUGUCAGAACUUUGAGUUCAUUCCAGCACCCUUGUAAGAAAGUUUGUAUGAUCCACUGGGUGCUCUGAUUUCCUCACACAGUUCAAAGACAUACCAGUUGGUAGGUUAAUUGGAUAUUGUAAAUUGUCCUGUGAUUAGAUAGGAUUAAAGUGGGAGAUUGCUAGGCAGUGUGGCUUGAAGAGUCCGGAGGGCUUAUUCUGUGCUGUAUCUCUAAACAAAAGGGUCCUGGAUAGACUAAGAACAAUACACCUGUUGUCCAGAGCAUUGGUCAUGAUUAGAGGGAAGAAAGGCAAAGUACUUUUCAUCCAGAAUGUGUAAAGUCUCUGGAAUGCACAAACAGAGCUUCAGCGAGGCAUAAGACCAUGUCUCAUUUAAAAAGCACUUGGCUGGGUGAUGGGAAAGUGACUUUGAGACCCUCUUUUGGAAGGUGGGAUUAGAUGUGAGCUCUCCUAUUAACAGUAAUGGUCUCUAUCAGGAGUGUAAAUGGUCUUUGAUUCUGUACAAAUAUUCAAGUUAUUGUUGAACAAUUUUGUAGUGCAGCUCUCCCAGACAGGACCCCAAGUCCAUAGGUGUCUGUGAAUUUAUCAAGGUUCACUGACUGGAUUCAACUUGACGGUUCAAGAUUCUUUGCUUUAGUCCAGUUUUAUGCUAAUUCUCCUUUAGCACAGCAGGUUCUGACACAACUGACUAGAUUGGGGAAUUAUUUUAUAAGCCAAUGCGGAGUCAAACACCAUUGUGAGACAGGACUUGCAUAAUCAUUCAAAUAGCUGACUUCCUUCCGUGAAGGGAAUUUUAAACCAGGUGUUUCUUCUGAGACUUGCUAUUCCUUUUAAAAUUUAGUUCCAGAUUAUAUAAAUUAACUGAAUUUGAUUUGCUCUGCUGGGAUCUGAGCUCAUUUGUUUUGCAACUUCUUUGUUAUUAGUACGACAAUUUAACAAUGCGUCUGUUCCCAUGAAAGGGUCUUGAGUUUACUCACUUUUCUGCCAGAAUUAUGCUUUGAUAAAUGGUGUAAAAAUUUUUGUAAACCAGCUGGACUCAAACCAGA